Messenger RNA from Amblyraja radiata (thorny skate), 2850 nucleotides. RefSeq names its product ribosomal protein S6 kinase alpha-6. NCBI's taxonomy places the organism in Eukaryota, Metazoa, Chordata, Chondrichthyes, Rajiformes, Rajidae. Gene Ontology annotation, biological process: protein phosphorylation; intracellular signal transduction. Gene Ontology annotation, molecular function: magnesium ion binding; protein serine/threonine kinase activity; ATP binding. The transcript has 22 exons. The record is from RefSeq and is a predicted model, not a curated record. Bases 116 to 2332 code for a protein of 738 amino acids.
GGAGGAGGAGGAAGCCGAGCCGUCUGUCCCGCCCGCUGCUGCUGCUGCUGGAGCUGCGGCUGCAACAUGAGCGGCGGCCGAGGCGCCCGGCGGCGGCGGUGGCAGCGGCGUUAGGAUGCCGUUCGUGCAGCUGGACAAACCGUGGCAGGAGAUGGAGGUGUCGAGCGUGAGUGAGGUUAAUGGCCAUCAGAUGGUGGAUGAACCCAUGUUAGCAGAUGAAACCUAUUCCCAUUGUGAGGAAGGAAGAUUCAAGGAGAUUGCAAUCACACACCAUGUGAAGGAAGGAUGUGAGAGAGCUGAUCCCACACAGUUUGAAUUGUUGAAGGUCCUUGGUCAGGGAUCUUUUGGAAAGGUCUUUUUGGUUAGAAAGAUGAUUGGUCCUGAUGCUGAACAACUGUACGCAAUGAAAGUGCUGAAGAAAGCCACUCUGAAAGUUCGGGACCGUGUCAGAACUAAAAUGGAACGGGAUAUUCUCGUGGAAGUAAAUCAUCCAUUUAUAGUUAAAUUACACUAUGCCUUUCAGACUGAAGGGAAACUUUAUCUGAUUUUAGAUUUCCUCAGAGGAGGAGAUGUAUUUACACGUUUGUCCAAAGAGGUCAUGUUUACUGAGGAAGAUGUCAAAUUCUACCUGGCAGAAUUGGCACUUGCUUUGGAUCACCUACACAGCUUGGGAAUAGUGUACCGAGAUCUAAAGCCUGAAAACAUUUUACUUGAUGAAGGAGGACAUAUCAAGUUAACUGAUUUUGGGCUAAGUAAAGAAUCAGUUGACCAAGAAAAGAAGGCAUACUCAUUUUGUGGUACGGUGGAGUAUAUGGCACCAGAAGUAGUGAACAGGAGAGGUCACACACAGAGUGCAGAUUGGUGGUCAUUUGGCGUGCUCAUGUUUGAGAUGCUGACAGGCACAUUACCAUUCCAAGGUAAAGAUCGAAAUGAAACUAUGAACAUGAUACUCAAAGCUAAAUUAGGAAUGCCUCAAUUUCUUAGUACGGAAGCUCAAGGUCUACUCAGAACAUUAUUCAAGCGCAACCCUGGGAACCGACUAGGCGCUGGCCCUGAUGGAGUUGAAGAGAUCAAAAGGCAUCCAUUCUUUGCCACCAUUGACUGGAAUAAAUUGGUCAGAAAGGAAAUCCAUCCUCCAUUUAAACCUGCUUCUGGUAAACCAGAAGACACUUUCUGCUUUGAUCCAGAAUUUACAGCUAAAACACCAAAAGAUUCACCGGGUAUUCCACCAAGUGCUAAUGCACACCAGUUGUUCAGAGGGUUUAGUUUUGUGGCAACCAAUUCAUUGGAAGUCAUGCAAAGUGCAUCCCUCACAGUCGUCCACCCUAUAGUACAGCUGCAUGGCAACAGUAUUCAGUUUAAUGAUGGAUAUGAGCUGAAAGAAGAUAUUGGGAUUGGCUCCUACUCAAUCUGCAAGCGCUGCAUACAUCGAGUUACCAACAUGGAGUUUGCUGUCAAGAUAAUUGAUAAGAGCAAACGAGAUCCUUCGGAGGAGAUUGAGAUCCUGAUGCGCUAUGGACAGCACCCAAACAUCAUUACUUUGAAAGAUGUAUAUGAUGACGGCCGAUAUGUGUACCUUGUCACCGAACUAUUGAAAGGAGGCGAGCUACUCGACAGACUCCUUCGACAGAAGUUCUUUUCAGAGCGAGAAGCCAGCGCUGUGCUGUUCACUAUAACAAAAACCGUGGAAUAUCUUCACUGCCAAGGGGUCGUGCACAGAGAUUUAAAACCAAGUAACAUUCUGUACAUGAAUGAAUCGGGGGACCCGGAAUCCAUUCGCAUCUGUGACUUUGGGUUUGCUAAACAGCUGCGCGGUGAGAAUGGCCUGCUAAUGACUCCGUGUUACACUGCCAACUUCGUGGCUCCUGAGGUCCUCAUGCGGGGCGGUUAUGAUGCUGCGUGUGAUAUCUGGAGCCUUGGAGUCCUCCUGUACACGAUGCUGGCUGGUUAUACUCCUUUUGCCAAUGGACCAAAUGAUACUGCGGAAGAAAUCUUGUUGCGAAUAGGAAGUGGGAAAUUCUCACUGACUGGAGGCAACUGGGAUACGGUUUCAGACGCUGCAAAGGAUUUGCUGUCCAAUAUGCUUCACGUCGAUCCCCAUCAAAGAUUCACAGCCGAGCAGGUGCUCAAACAUGCCUGGAUCGCUUGCCGGGAUCAGCUACCGCAUUUCCAAUUAAACCGCCAGGAUGCCCCUCAUCUAGUGAAGGGAGCCAUGGCUGCUACAUACUCCGCCCUCAACCACAAGACCCUACGUCCAGUGCUGGAACCGGUCGCAGCUUCCAGUUUAGCUCAGCGCAGAGUUAUGAAAAAACUUACCUCAACGGACUUGUGAAUGAUGUAGGAACCAUUAAUAUAUGGCUUUUUUUCAAAUGACUUGAAUGUCAGCGAGCUCCUGGAAGAUUCACAAAAGCCAGAGUUUCUGCUUUUCCUUUUGUUUUUUACAUUAAGGAUGGGGGAAAUAUUGGAGACCAAAGCAGGAGAUGGAAAAGACUGGGAUCAAACGACACCAGAAGAUGCAAUGAUCAGCUAAUACCGACGACUGAAGGAGUUGUGGAGUUUAAUUCUCAAUUGGCGCAGGUUUGCACCGUGCAGUUGAAUUUUAAUAAUGCAGUUUUGAAAAGGGCAUAAAAAUCUUAAUCAGGAUAACAACAAACAGCAGAUUAUGGAGGGUUACUGGUGGCACAAAUUCAGAGCUAUUUUGCAUUUGUGAUCUUGUUCUAAGAUAUUGUUUAAUUAAACUUUCUAUUUUAUUUAUUUACUUUCACUUUCAAGAAAUACAGUGCUUUCAGAUAAAGUUUUAUUUUGAGGUCAAUUUAUAUAUUGUCAUUAAAAUGUCAUAUUGCACAAACA